AUAAAAUGAUUAUGGCCGAACAUGUCCUUUUUCUCAUCCAAAAAAUAUUGCUUCUUUAUUCCAAUCUUCCAGACUCGCGCCAUCGCUGCAAACGUAUUCACUGUUUGGCCUUUUCAUUUCAGUGGGCAACAGCCGUGUAAUGUCAUCAAAUGAGAAUUUGAUCUGAAAAUACACAAGGAAUUGGAGGUUAGAGUUUGCUUGUCAAAAGUGUCUAAAAGCUAUUCAUCCGGAGGUGAUACAGGUUUCACUCAAUCAGUUCUUAAAACAGACUCAUGCAAAGACUAGGCAUUCUUGAUUGGCAGCAUAACUUGAGUUUUAGAAGCAUAAAUCUACUAGAUGGUGAACCAGCCCACACAUUGCUUAAUUCUCUUUCCUGUAGAAGUAGCAGUGGAUCAUCUCAUUCAAAGGCAAGGCUUUGUUCAAAACAUAGACAUGCAGAUUUGAAUGUCACACUUCAAAGUCUAGUGCGUCAAUGCUCAGAAAUUCAGAGUGCAGUUCAUGACAACAUUGAAGAACUACUUGAUGAAGAGGACGAUUUAUGUCCUGUUGAAUGUGUAAGAGAAUUUAAGACUGAUGAGGAAUUCUCCAUAAUAUUAGAAAAAGCGAAAAAAGCUGGUUCUUUGGUUGUGGUAGACUUCUAUCGCACCGCCUGUGGCAGCUGCAAGUAUAUAGAGCAGGGUUUUGCAAAAUUGUGCAGGGGAGCUGGUGAUGAACAAGCACCGGUUAUAUUCUUAAAACACAAUGUGAUCGAUGAGUAUGAUGAACAAUCUGAGGUUGCUGAACGUCUGCGAAUCAAGACAGUACCUCUUUUUCACUUUUAUAAGAAUGGAGUCCUAUUGGAAGCUUUUCCCACCAGAGACAAAGAAAGGAUACUUGCAGCUAUUCUUAAAUACUCUGCUCCAGCUUCCGCGGAUACUUGAACUGGUCUGGUUUGCCCUUGCUUCUGUAUAAUCGUUCUUGGUGCUCAGCACAUAUUGAAACAAUUUGUGUUUGCCUUAAAUGUACAUCUGUAUUCUGUAACAUAAUACCUUUGAAGUUGUUGUUCUACUCAUAAUAAGAAAUUAUACUGAAUACUCUUGUAUA
Nicotiana attenuata is the source of this 1083-nucleotide messenger RNA. Its product is annotated as thioredoxin-like 4, chloroplastic. NCBI's taxonomy places the organism in Eukaryota, Viridiplantae, Streptophyta, Magnoliopsida, Solanales, Solanaceae. Bases 273 to 920 code for a protein of 215 amino acids. The record is from RefSeq and is a predicted model, not a curated record. Gene Ontology annotation, cellular component: chloroplast. The transcript is spliced from 4 exons.